Messenger RNA from Papaver somniferum (opium poppy), 660 nucleotides. RefSeq names its product F-box/kelch-repeat protein At1g57790-like. The record is from RefSeq and is a predicted model, not a curated record. The coding region runs from base 1 to 660 and encodes 219 amino acids. Lineage: Eukaryota; Viridiplantae; Streptophyta; Magnoliopsida; Ranunculales; Papaveraceae. The transcript has a single exon.
AUGCUACUCAUAAUUGAGAAGGUUAAUGAUGUGUGGAAGCCAUACAAAUUUCAUGCCGAUAAUUCACGUAAAUUUUUGGCAUGCUAUAACAACCCAGUCUUCUACAAAGGAAAUUUUUAUGCCUUAGACUACAAUGGAACACUGGGAGUGUUCAACUUAGAGGAUUCUAGAGAUGAAAGAAACUUUGACAAAUCUAAUUGGGAAGUGCUUCCAGAGACAUUAACUCAGUUUGAUGGUGUUAAUCCAAGUUACUUGGUGGAAUGCGAAGGAGAGCUGUUACUUGUGAAUUUUGAACGCCCUUUCGGAAAGUUGGUUGAAGUUUUCAAGUUGGAUCCUUGCAAGAUGAAAUGGGUUAAAGUGAAAAGUCUUGGAAACUAUUCUUUGUUCAUCAGCCACACUUCAAGCUUUUCAGUAAUAGCUCCGGAUAGUAGCAUGGCAAAUAAGAUUUACUUCUCCAGAUUACAUGGCGAAAGCGAAAGAAUUUUAUACUAUUCUCUGGAUACAGGUAAGUAUCACUAUAUUGGAAGUGAACAAUCUUCUGAAGAUUUCUAUAACACAAAGUCGAUGGUAAACUGCACAUGGAUUGAGCCUAAUUGGUCACCGAAUCCUGCUAAGAAUACCCGCAGCUUAGCACUUAAAUUCACGGCUACUUACAUAUAG